Molecule: messenger RNA, 2271 nt
Organism: Scedosporium apiospermum
Lineage: Eukaryota; Fungi; Ascomycota; Sordariomycetes; Microascales; Microascaceae
Exons: 3
Coding region: 1-2271 (756 amino acids)
Biological process (GO): regulation of DNA-templated transcription
Cellular component (GO): nucleus
Molecular function (GO): transcription cis-regulatory region binding; zinc ion binding; DNA-binding transcription factor activity, RNA polymerase II-specific
Source: RefSeq, a predicted model, not a curated record
AUGCUCCGCCAUCCUAAGCAGGCUGCCUGUCUCGUAUGCCGCAAGAGCAAGAUCAAAUGCGAUUGGUCUCUGGACCGGAACGAGUGCAAAAGCAAAUUAAAAGGCUCUAACAAGGCCCUCUUUCAAAUAGAACAGGCCGUCAGGAGAGUCCAGUCAGGAAAGCAGACCUCCGAAGAUAAUGAAACAAUUCUAGCUCUCAGGCAACUCCUAGGCGAGGUUGGGGGCACCUAUUCAGCUAGGCCGCUCAACCCGGUAGCAGUUGAGUCUAAUGAGCCAUCUCGGGUUGAUGAUGAUGCAAAUAAUCUAGCCUACUCAGAUGACGAAGACGAAACUGAUGCCUCACCUGAACAUCAACCAUUCGUUAUUGCACACCACCGCGAAGGGAGCCUCACAGUGGACGACGCCGAAAACCCCCUACAGCUUCUUGCUCGGGCAUCCAACUUGCAGCUGUCUCCCACCGCCAGUGGAACAGGCAACUCGCCCGGUCUUCCGGGUUCCCUGGUCCAUCCUGGUGCUAGGAAUCAGCCCCACGACGAGGAUGACGGCGACUCGGAGAUUCAGUCCUUCUUCACGGGCGUGCGGGUGAACCUCGAUACCGGCGAGGAUAUUGACCCAAUUGAUAUGGGCUUAGUGACUGAACGCGAGGCGGAGGAACUGUUCGAUUACUUCCACAAGAACCUCGCCCAUACGCGAUGGGGACUGGACCCCAAGCUUUAUACUGUCCCCUUUACGCGUUCACGCUCCGCCUUCCUCUUCACCUCCAUAAUGGCUGCCUCGGCUUUGUUUCGCUUGCAGGACGGCGCUCUGUCCAAGAGGUUGUCGAGACACGCAAAGAACCUGGCCCAUAGGGUAGUGGUCCAACAACACAAGUCGGUUGAAAUCGUACUCGCAUUCAUGGUGAAUGUGCCUUGGAUGUUCCCGGGCCAUCAUAGUAGUGACGACGAGACGCCCUGGUAUACCGCCAUGGCCACUAGCAUCGCCAUAGAUCUCUCUUUACACAAGCUCCUGGUCCCCGCUGACAUGCCGGCCACGGCUGCGGACGUUACCCGCGGAGAUUGCGUCGACCCCCGGACGGCCUUGGCCAUGGAUGGGUUCGGCCAGGUUGAUCCAGCCUCGGAGUUCGGGCGGAGACUACUCCGACGAAGGGAAAGAUGUUGGAUUGCCCUAUUCGUGCUCGAGCGGGGCAUGUCCCUUGCUCGCGGGCGCAACUUUACCGUUCCCCUCACGCGAUCCGUACGAGACUGCGACCAGUGGCAUAGGUCCGACAUUGCCGACUCGCAGGAUAGCCAUCUUGUGUCCAUUGCAGUAUUGCGCCGGGAUCUCGAUGGGGUUUUCGCCACAGUCCGCGCCAUGUGUGACGGCUCGCAGAAGAACAACGCUUCCGACAGCUCUCUCAUAGCGCAGUCUAUCCAGGGCAUAAUUGAGAGAUUCUUCGACCAGUGGCAUGCGGACUGGGGCAUGUCCAUCGGGUCCGGUCCGCAGGGGGAGCUACCCCCGUACGUAAAUAUCCUCGUGGCUCACACAAGGCUGUCCAUCUACAGCGGCGUCAUCAACCAUCCCACCGCGCCGAUCGAGGUGAGGCAGUUCUUCAGGACGGCGGGCAUGUCUUCGGCUCUCACGGUCCUACGUGUUGCCAUUAGAGGCGAAACCGUGCUGCGCUCGAUGCCCAACAACACCGCCAUCAUGAUCACAUUUGCGGCCUGCUUUGCCUUGACGAUAAGCGCCUACGCGAGUGGGAGUUCUAACCUGGCUCCGAGCGUCAGGACUUUGAUAGAGGAAGCGGCAGGUGUGCUUGAACGCGUCGGAAACACGACGCCGCAUCGGAAUGGACUGCCUUCGCUCUACGGUCGAUAUCUCCGAAUCAUUGUGAAGAAGGCAGCUACGGCAGCGGAUGGACACUCAACGGCUCCUGUCGCCGCCCCACACCCUGCGCCCGCUGCAAUCAUCACUGGCGGCAACCGUGGUGAAGGCAGAAGCAAUGAUAAUAAUAAUAAUAAUAAUAAUAAUAACAGCGGCGACAAUAACAACCACCAAUUCAACCUAGUACCUGCACCCGGGGUAAGCCUAAGUCUCCCCCUCGCAGACGCGGAUUACCUCAACCCGCAAACCCAGCCCCAGAUGACCUUUUCGGCGAUGUCGGAUGAGCAGAUCAUCGAGAUUCUUAACCAGCCUCAUAACGCUUUCGAUCCAGCCGGUGCGAACUUUUUGUGGGAGGACAUGAACAACUUCGAGGGUUUGAGUUGGCCCAACAUGCACGGUUUCAAUUUCUGA